AUGCCAACAAUAGAUUACGAGCCAAAAUUGGAUUUCAAGGAUGUUCUUUUGCGGCCGAAACGAUCUACAUUAAAGAGUCGAGCGGAUGUUGACCUUGUUCGUGAAAUUACAUUCCGGAACUCGAAAAAACAGUAUGUUGGCAUACCAAUCGCUGCAGCGAAUAUGGACACUGUUGGAACAUUUGAAGUGGCGGAAGCUCUUUCCCAAAAAAAGCUUUUUACAGUUAUACAUAAACACUAUUCAGUCGAUGAAUGGGUGGAAUUUGCAAAUAAAACAGGUUCGAAAGAGGCAUUAGCACAUAUGGGUAUUUCAUCUGGAAUAUCUGACUGUGAUUUUGCAAAAUUAAAAAAAGUUUGUGAAAGAAUAUCCGAUUUGCAAUACAUUUGCCUUGAUGUUGCGAAUGGUUAUUCGGAAGUGUUUGUAAAUUUUGUACGAAAAGUUCGCGAAGAAUUUCCUCGGCACACAAUAUUUGCUGGGAAUGUGGUGACAGGCGAAAUGACUGAAGAACUAAUUCUCUCAGGCGCUGAUGUUGUAAAGGUGGGUCUGGGUCCCGGUUCAGUUUGUACGACGCGGAAGAAAACUGGAGUUGGUUAUCCACAACUGAGUGCUGUGCUGGAAUGUGCUGAUGCUUCACAUGGUUUGAACGGACAUGUAAUGAGCGAUGGAGGAUGCACAAAUCCUGGGGAUGUUGCGAAGGCAUUUGGUGCCGGCGCUGAUUUCGUGAUGAUCGGAGGCCUUUUUGCUGGACAUGAUCAGUGUGGUGGUGAUGCUAUUGUGAAGAAUGGACAGAAAUACAAAUUGUUCUACGGAAUGGCUUCUGAUAUAGCGAUGAAAAAAUACCAUGGAAGCGUCGCAGAAUAUCGCGCUUCGGAAGGCAAGGCAAUAACCAUUCCAUGGAGGCAAGUAGGUAAUAUUUCGGAAACAGUACAAGAUUUACUAGGUGGACUACGAUCAGCUUGCACAUAUACCGGUGCGAAGAAAUUAAAAGAGCUACCAAAACGGGCAACUUUUAUUCGUGUUACACAGCAAACAAAUGAACAAUACAGAGCAUUUGAAAUACCUGCAUCAGAAUUACAAAAAUUAGAAAUUAAAAUCUGA
Messenger RNA from Acanthocheilonema viteae, 1098 nucleotides. The record is from the annotation of a GenBank genome assembly. Lineage: Eukaryota; Metazoa; Nematoda; Chromadorea; Rhabditida; Onchocercidae.